UGUUUGAGUGAAUUUUGAUGAGUUAGUGAGAUGGGUUCCCCCAGCAAAUACAUAGUCGCAGAGAUGCCUCCCCUUCUAUAUAUGUUCAAUGAUGGGUCUAUUGAACGUCCCAAAGAUCAUUCAAGAGUUCCUCCCUCACUGGAAGACCCUGCAACAGGUGUCUCAUCCAAAGACAUCCUCUUCUCAAACAACCCUUUCCUCUUUGCUCGACUUUACCUUCCAAAGCUAACACAACCUAACCAAAAACUCUCCAUUUUGGUCUACUUUCAUGGCGGUGCCUUCUGCGGCGAAUCAGCAUUCUCAUGGCACCACAACAAAUAUUGCAACGUGAUAGCUUCUGAGGGAAACGUUUUAAUUGUUUCCAUAGAGCAUAGGAAAGCCCCAGAACAUUUUCUGCCAGCAGCUUAUGAUGAUUGUUGGGCUGGUCUCACUUGGGCUGCUUCCCAUGCCACCCCAAACCCUACCAACCCUGACAUGUGGCUCAUCAAUCACGCUGAUUUUAGCAAAACUUAUAUUGGGGGUGAUAGUAGCGGUGGCAAUAUUGUUCAUAAUAUUGCCAUGCGUGCUGGGGUUGAGGCUUUACCUGGUGGGGUCAAAGUUUAUGGUGCUUAUCUUAACCACCCUUUCUUUUGGGGUUCAAAGCCAAUUGGGGCUGAACCUGUUCAAGAGAGACCUCAGUCUUUGCUUUGGAAGUUUGUGUAUCCUGAUGCACCUGGAGGGUUAGAUAACCCCAUGAUCAAUCCACUCGCUCCCGAGGCACCUAGCUUGGCUCAUCUUGGAUGUUCUAAGAUGCUUGUUACUGUGGCUGGUAAGGAUCACCUGCACUUUAACCAUAGGGCAGUGUUGUACUAUAAGGCUGUGAAGGAGAGUGGAUGGAAAGGGCAAGUGGAACUCUUUGAAGAGGAAGAAGAGGAUCAUGUUUAUUACAUGUAUGAUAUAGAAACUGAGCAAGCCAAAAAACUUGUAACAAUCGUCGCUAAUUUCCUUCGCCACUGAAAGAUUUGCCUCUUUCAGCUUAUUCCUUCAAAUCUCUAGCUAAAUAAAUUUCGUAAAACUCUGUACCCCUUUGUUGCAAGAUCUCUUGAAUCUGAAUAAUAAAAUGUGUUUCUCUUUCUUUGGUUUAAUGAUAUCCGUUUUU
Cajanus cajan (pigeon pea) is the source of this 1138-nucleotide messenger RNA. RefSeq names its product 2-hydroxyisoflavanone dehydratase. Gene Ontology annotation, molecular function: hydrolase activity. Lineage: Eukaryota; Viridiplantae; Streptophyta; Magnoliopsida; Fabales; Fabaceae. The record is from RefSeq and is a predicted model, not a curated record.